Daktulosphaira vitifoliae (grape phylloxera) is the source of this 1706-nucleotide messenger RNA. RefSeq lists its product as uncharacterized. Lineage: Eukaryota; Metazoa; Arthropoda; Insecta; Hemiptera; Phylloxeridae. The record is from RefSeq and is a predicted model, not a curated record. The transcript is spliced from 2 exons. The coding region runs from base 120 to 1517 and encodes 465 amino acids.
UUAGAUUUAUAGUAUUAUGCAUACAUUCUAAGUUCUUUUUUUCAAAUAUAAGUACUAUAAAUUAUCACUUUAAUUUUUAUUUGACACACAAUAUACUCACUAAAGUAACUAUAAGUAAAAUGGUGAUAUUCAACAAUCUAAACUUUGAAGUAAUUAAGAUGACUUUGUUUUAUUGUAUUUCAUUUAUAGUGGCUGUAAAGGCCACUAAUGAUGAAGAGUUAUUUCAAGGAGUCAGAAAACGACCUUAUGAGGAACAAGUAUCACUGGAUUCUUUGAUACCUCAAGCAUUGAUAUCGCAGAAUACUGAUCUAAGUAAUGUUAAACAAAAAGAGUGUGAUAACAGUAUCACAAACUGUAUAAAAUGUAUCGAUAACUUUACUGACGAAAUUUUUCGGCAAGUAGCAAAUGAUGUUUACACAGAGUUCAGUUCGACUAUGCAGGAAUACACGCAACUGGCCUAUUUGGUAAUUAUUUCGAGUAUAAGAGAUAACAAGUAUGUAGAAAUAGUCAGCUGGGUGAAUCUUUUGUCGUUAAGUUCACAUAAAGGUCAUUGUUUGUUAGAGUUUAUAUACAGAGCUAAUAUAAAAUAUGGCAAAACACUGUUCAAAAAUUAUUUGUUCUUUAGUGAUCUAGAAAAUAUUUUCAUUACUUCUGUUGAUAAACCAUACACAAGUGAAAAAUUACUUCAAUUAAUCGAAGAUAAAACUAAAAUUCCUAGACCAUCCGAUAAAAAUGGAGUUUACAAAGAACUACUAAAUGAUAUUCAUCAAAUGCGGACAAAAAUCAAUCAACAGUCUGAAAGAUUUUGUUCAAUUACUGGUUCAUGGUUUCAUCCAAAUAAUUUAAAAUUUAAAAAAGUUAUUUACAAUGCAAAAAAAUCAUUAAUAGAACUCAUUGAUAGCAAUUAUACUCUGCUUGAAAAUAAACAAGUAUUUUCUAAAUGCAACAAAUCAAAGUGGUACGAUUGUAUAAGAUCUGAAAAUGAUAUGGAAGUUUUAUUCCAGUUUUCAAACUUAGUAAUUACAUCAAUGAUUCAAAAAGUAGCACAUAAUGCAGUUGGUGUCUUGUGUAUUAUCUCUUUAUGUCUUAUGGAUUUCGAUAAAGAAAUUUCAAAAAGUAAUUUUAUAAAUAACUAUAAAAUUCAUCAAUAUAACUCAUCUAAACUAAGAAUAAUGAUAAAUGAGUAUUUGAACGAUUUACAAAAAAUAAAAAAAAUGAUUUUUGAAAAACAUGGAAUAAAAGUGGAAUUAAAUAACGACUUAUUCGAAAAUAUAAAAUAUAUUUUUAAUGUUAUUUAUAUAAAAUUAGAAAAUAUUUUAAAUCCAAAUAAUACAUUUAAUAUAAUUUGUGAGUUAGUAGAUGAGAUUACAAAAUAUAAGAAAAUCAUAUCUGAGAAUAUUAAUUAUAGAGAUCAUACACGCAGUCUAUCAAACAAAAUCAGUUGGAAUAAUUGUUUGGUAUUUUUAGAUGGUAAUAUAAAUUUUGUAUCACAGACGAUUUUAGAAUUAUUAGAGUAAAGCAAAAGUAAGAAUAAUCGAUUAUGUAUACGAUUUAUACAUGAAUAUAUUAUGCAAAAACUUUAUUUUAUAAAACAUUUACAUAUAAAAAAAAGUCCUGUUCAUUAGUUUAAAAUAAAAACAAUAAGAUAAUGAAAUGUAAGAAAUUUAAAAGAAUUAAUAUAUUUAUCUAAUAUUAGGAAAACGGUU